GCUGGGCGACUUUCGGAUCCUUCUUCUGGAGAAGGAUGCUAUCAGCUACAACUCGGCCAUCGGGGGAUGCCGGGCAUCCUGGCGCCGCGCGGGAAGCCUGCUGGCCCAUGCUGUCUACGCCAGCUUGGCAGACAGCAUCACCUACAGCGCAACGAUCGCUGCCCUGCCGUCAUGGAGCCUCGCCCUCACGAUGCUAGCGGAGGCUUCGCUUCUGCCGACCGUCCCGGUAGAGCGGCUCACCAGCGUGGUGAACGCAGCCGCAGCCUUGUCCGGUGGCCUCCGAACAGCCAGCGGCCAAUGGUUCGAUCAUCCGAUCCGCUGGCAGACAUCCCUCGGCUUGCUCCUGGCUGCAGAGAAACGAAAUAUCGAGCUGGACAUCGCCAGUCACAACAUCCGACUGGGGUCGCAAACCAAAGCUGCAGAUUGGCAGGCCGCCUUCUUGUCCUUCUCGGACAUGAGCCGGUGUUUCCUGACCCCGGACAGCAUCUCUGCCAGUACAAUCUUCCAAAAGCUGCCCUGGGGAGCUGCUUUCUGCAUCCUCUCGGAGCGACUUUCCGCGGGAUUGCGGCCCUCCGAGUCGGUCCUCAAAGCCCUGGCAGAUGCCAUGGAACCGCAGCGACUCUGGGAAUUGGCUCUGGAGUUGCUGGAUGGCCGUUGGCACAAGGUGCACACUGGGCCCAUGAUUCGAUUGCACAACGGUGUGUUGAACACGUGCGCUGCUGCGGCACGAUGGGAAGAGGCCUUGCAAGCUCUGGGACAAGCACAGAGCGCGACUGAGUUGAGUUUUCUUCCGGCCAUCAGCGCAAGUGCGCGGCAGCAAGAAGCAGCUGUUGCACAGCAGCUGUUGUCCGAGAUGCAACAAAGAUCCUUGCAAAGGACAGCUGAAACCUUCACAUCUGCCAUGGGCGCGACCGACGACACUUGGGGUCGAAGCAGCAGUCACCUCGAGGCAGGUUGGCCAUGGGCUUUGCAGAUGAUGCAAGACAUGGUCGGUGCCUUCACCCGUGUAGAUGCCGUGGCCAUGAAUGUGCCGCUGAACAAGUGUGUUCGAGCACAGUGCUGGGCAACAGCAUUGGGACUUGCCGACGCUUUCCACACCAUGAGUGUGCUCGCGACAGCCGUCACUGAUGCCGCCCUCGUCAUGGCACAUGCUGUGGCAGAUAUGUGGCAACUUUCGGUGACGGACACGGAGCUUGGGAGGUGGCCUUGGGGAGUUGCCAAGAAGCCGGGGCCGCUAGAAUUCGCAUGGACACCAUCAGCGUCAACUCUGCCAUCAGUGCUUGCGCUGCUGUGGGGCAGUGGCUCGAGGCGUCCUCACUGUUGCGAUGUGCCAGCUUUGAGAGUCUCCAGCCGGAUGCUUGGACGGUGGACUCGCUGA
Messenger RNA from Symbiodinium sp. CCMP2456, 1378 nucleotides. Lineage: Eukaryota; Dinophyceae; Suessiales; Symbiodiniaceae. The record is from the annotation of a GenBank genome assembly.